Molecule: messenger RNA, 3442 nt
Organism: Desarmillaria tabescens
Lineage: Eukaryota; Fungi; Basidiomycota; Agaricomycetes; Agaricales; Physalacriaceae
Product: RAD26-like SNF2 family DNA-dependent ATPase
Exons: 30
Coding region: 1-3237 (1078 amino acids)
Molecular function (GO): ATP binding; ATP-dependent chromatin remodeler activity
Source: RefSeq, a predicted model, not a curated record
AUGGCUUCAGCAACAGCCAGUACGAAGGUGAAGGUAUCUGGCUACGCUAAGCGCAACAACGCAUCUGCCGCUGUACCGUUGGAACUCGACUCUGAUCCUGACUUCAAUCCCGGAGUGUAUAUUCCUGAAGAUACCAAGAAGAACAAGAGAACUAAACGAGCCAGUCAUCCUAAAUUAGGGAGCUCUAGAGGAAAGAAACGACAGCGCGACUCGGACGAUGAUUAUGAUGUGCCGAAGGCUCGCAAAAGAUACCGACCUGACGUGAAGGGUGAGAAUCCGUUACUUGAGUUCUUCAAUGAUACUGAGGAGCUCGGCCUCCAUUCUGCGUCUGAGGACGAGACCGAUGACGAUGAAGAGAGGGAAGAUGAUGAUGAUGAAGACCAAGAAGAACUAGAUGAUGACGCACCCAUCAUUCUGAAAUCUAUGGUUGGAUUUACAAGAAAGACGACACCUGAGAAGCCUACUCAGCCGCCGAUAGAAGAUGACUCGGUUACAGAAUCGGAUACAGACGAGGAGGAUUUAGUACCGGUGCCCCCGUCACAGAUAGUAGCUGCAAAGCCAAUGCCAGCUGUGGUUGACGAUGAUUCAGUGACCGAAUCUGAUACAGAGGACGAAAGUGCAGAUUCUAUAGUUCCUCCUGUCGCUUCGAAAACCUCGCAAAUGAAGCCAACCUACGACCCGAAUUCUGUGACUGAAGAGGAUUCGGAAUCAGUGACCGAGGAGGACUCGGACAUGGAUGAUAAGCCCAUGAUGAUUAGCCCACAUUUGAAACCUCGCCCUGGUUUUCCACUCGCUUCUGGUCAGAAGCCCCUAGGUCCAUUAGUCCUUGACGAGGCUAAAGGAAUUAAGGUUCCUGCUUCUAUCAACACGUACCUACGGGAGUACCAGCGUGAUGGUAAAACGAUCCAAGUCAUAUCAUUCCUCGCCGCUAUCAUGCGCAAGGAUGGGGUAGUCACAGACAAGCACCGGAGACGCGAUCAUGUUUCGCGAUUACAAGACGGCUCUGCCUGGAAAAAGCAUAGGAAAUUGCCAGCUGCCGAUGCGACCUGGCCGACUUGUUUAAUUAUUGCGCCCACAUCUCUCGUGCUGAAUUGGGCCAGAGAGUUGAAAACUUGGGGAUACUUUGAGGUAGGCCUGUACAUUGGUAACAAAGAAAACCGACGCGUUGUCCUUGAUGACUUCAAGAAGGGACGUCUUGACGUUGUCAUCACCUCCUUCGACCUUGCAAGAAGGGAUAUCGACGCCAUCGACACGCUCGCUUGGACUUGUUUAUUCGUUGACGAAGUUCACCGCGUAAAGAAUAUCACAUCAAAGGUUACUCAGGCGUACCACCAGUUCACUACCCAACGAAGAUUUGGGCUCACAGGGACGGCCAUCCAGAAUGGUUAUAUUGAGUUGUACACACUUCUAGAUUGGACGAAUCCCGGACGGAUAGGCACACCUAGGCAGUGGAAGGGCUUCGUCGAGAAGCCUCUCCUUGUAGGUCAGUCUGCGAAGGCUUCUGAGGAGGAGAUAGCAAAGAGUAUGCAAGUGGCGAUUACCCUCCGAGAUAAGAUCAUGCCGCGCUUUUUCUUGCGAAGGACAAAAGAGAUCAUAAAAGAUCAACUCCCGCAGAAAAUUGAUCAGGUGGUGUUCUGCCCUCUGUCCGACAUACAGAUCAGUGUUUAUAAGCGGAUUCUCGAGACGCCUGCCGUGCAGAACCUGAUACACAAGGACGAUGACUGUUCAUGUGGGUCCGGGAAGAAGCGAAAAGAUUGCUGUGUGCCGUAUGAACCUGCGGAUGUCCUUCGAUACAUGGCAAUCCUAUUGAAACUGUCAAAUCACCUGGCUCUUAUAUUGCCUUCUCCAACUGAUUCCAAAGAGCAGGUGCUACGCAACCGCCAACUAUCGGAGAUUGCAUUUCCGGACGGUGCACCGAUGUACGUCGAGGCGACGUUGAAUCCGAAGUACUGUGGGAAGUGGCUUACUUUGAAAUUAUUACUCGGAAAAUGGAGGAAGGAUCCGACGAACAAAGUCCUCAUCUUUACUAAAUCAGUUAAACUCAUCGAGAUGCUGGAACAUCUGCUCAAGGUUCGCAGCUACACCUUCGUCAAACUCGAUGGAAACACUAAGCAAGAAACUCGGAUGGAGUACGUUGAUCAAUUCCAAAACGAUCCAGACGUUUACAUCUUCCUCAUCUCGACUCUGGCCGGUGGGACCGGAUUGAACUUGACUAAGGCGAACAAAGUAGUUAUCUUUGAUCCUAAUUGGAACCCUGCACAUGAUCUCCAGGCAAUGGAUAGGGCAUUCCGCUUGGGACAAACGCGAGAUGUUGAAGUAUAUCGACUGCUUGGGGGUGGGUCGCUAGAAGAGCAAAUCUAUGGACGGCAACUGUAUAAGCAACAACAAAUGGCGAUUGGUUAUGAAGCCAGUGUGCAAACCAGAUACUUUGAUGGUGUUCAGGGUGACGCGCAAAGACAAGGAGAACUUUUUGGUAUCAAGAACAUAUUCAAACUCAACGAAGGCUUAUCGACCAAAAUGACGAUCGAAAAAGCUAAUAUUGCGGAGUUGGACUGGGCACUCGCCAAUAUGAAUCCGGAGAAAAAGCGGAAAAUGUCCGACGAACAGAAAAAACUGUUUGACGCUGAGAAAUCAGAGUCUCAUAAAGACGAUGGUUUGCGUGGUCUUGCCGCUCUCUUCUUCGAUGACGAGGCUAUGCCAGUAAUUUCGGCGAAGCCAAUGACUGAGGCCGAAAAAAUACUUGCAGCCGCUGGUGUGCAAUAUAGCCACCGCAAUGAUCAUAUCCUUGCCCCUAGCAAGAUCGGAGCGGUGCGCGCCAAAAAUGUACUAGCCAAGACGAAGAAACGCGCCAGCGUCAAAUCUAAGCCUCGGACAUCGGCAGGCAGGACAGCUCGGAAAGAUCAACAGGCCAUGGAACGACGGAGUUCGUGGCCACCCAUUCGACAUGGGGUGCACCACCGGACCACCAAGCUGGUGGCACCCCCAAAGACCACAGAUAGGACCCCUGGGCCGCAACAAAUUGAUGAGCCUUCAACCUUGAAUCCUGCUUGGACCCCCGAGGAGACGCGAGCCAAUCGCCAGCGUGCAUUGAUUGAAAUUGGGUGGCUCAAGUCCCCUGAUGACAUGCCUGCCUUUGCUCUUAAUCUGAUAAAUCAACCCGAAGACGCUCGAGCAAACAUUCUGCGUAUGCUGGACGAGCAUGCAAUGAAGUACCCUCCGGAUCUAUCUUCAGACUAGAUCUUUAGAGCAUGUUGUAUUUUUAUUAGUAUUUCUACUUAUGUAUCAACAUGAACCGGUUGUCUUAGUGUAUUCCGGUUUCCUUUUGACUUGAACCGCACAUUAUUUUCUUCAGGGCGAGCCGGCGUCGAUGUUUACCGGCGUGCUGUAGUGGCACUUAUUCCAUCUGCCAUACACUUUGGUGCAGGUCUUAGUGGACUCUUUU